Molecule: messenger RNA, 872 nt
Organism: Suillus plorans
Lineage: Eukaryota; Fungi; Basidiomycota; Agaricomycetes; Boletales; Suillaceae
Exons: 3
Coding region: 172-690 (172 amino acids)
Source: RefSeq, a predicted model, not a curated record
GUCUGGCUCUGCCAUCAACUUCGUUCAGCUACUUAUCGAUUAUCAAUUGUGGACCUUGACUUGAAAUAUUCAACAAUGGUGUUUUGCCAGUUUAAAAGCUAGCACAGGUUUGCGUAUUCUGAUUCUCAACUCACUUUCCUUUCUAUCUCAGCAUCCUUAGGCCUCAUCAUCAUGGUCGACAAUGCUGGCCCCACCGUACACAAGAUACCUCCCCGUAACUCCGCCUUGUCUGCCCACUCGGAGGCUGGACUCAAGUCCACCUCACUCGCAGUCGGUUCCGCCGUUGUCAGCGAACAUAUCAGUACUGUUGGCGUUGAAGUCAAUAAUGUCCGUCCAUGGAUCGCGAGGGACGUCCAAAACUGGGAGAAGUGUGAGGCAGGUAUGAUGCUGCAAGAACCCCUCGCAAGAUGCACAGGUUCUUCUCAAUACCUUUCUGUCAGCGAGAAAUCAAAGCUACUCGACUUCGUUCGGGACCUUCCACGCUGGUUUGUCUUGCUUCUCGUCACGCAGCGGAUGGGAUACGAACAGUGGGGCCUUAACCGCGUGUUUGUGCCUGAGCCCAGAUUUUCGGGAAAGGUGAUGAUUGAGGAUACCCAAAUCGACCUUGAGUUGGAUGUGAAGUCCAAGGAUAAAGAGCAAGGCACUAUCAUGUCUGCAGCCGGAUCCCUAUUUUCUCAACGAAUCACCUGAACUGGUGGCCAAGCUCUAUUGGCCAGAAGAAACGCGUCAGAGCGAGCUAGACAUCAUCCUCAACGAGGUCUACAAGAUUGCACAGACAGAUCCGGAUGUGCGAGGCCACGUCCUAGAGUUGGCCUUGUUCCACAAGUUUAAAGAUAUAUCCACGUCCAAAAUCAGAGUCGCACUAGGACUGA